AUGCCUCCGAAGAAGGUGCCUGGUAAGGUGAGCACCGUGCGCGGCGCGUCGUACCCGCCGCUCACCGCGCCAGCGGCGCGUCCGCCCGCGGCCGCCGCGCCAGCGGCCGCCAGCGCCAGCCCGCAGCCGCUCGUGCGCGCGGCGGCGGCGGCGGCGAGCGCCGCGAGCAGCGUCUAUUCGGCGCUCGGGGUGGGAGGCGCCGGGACGGCGUCGACGGCGGGCGUCGGCGUCUCUCGCGCGCCGCCGCUGCCGCCAGACAUGGACGCCAGGCGGCAGCAGCGGGCCAACGCGCCGCCGGGCGAGGGUGGCGACGCUUGCGCGGUGGCUCGCGCGGGCGGCAACAGCGCGAUGGAGGGCGACGGCGCGGGCGCCGCUUCGGACUCCUCCGCACCCGCGGUCUCGUCCACGUCCGGCGGCACCGGCGGCAGCGGAAGCGGGAGCGGAAGCGGCGGCGGCGGCGGCGGCGGCGGCAGCGGCGGCGGCGGGGCAGGGUGCCCGCCGUCGAUGGAGCAGCAGCGGAUCGGGCGGUUCGAGGAGCUUCUCGGCGCGGAGAUUGUCGACCUGAAGGCGCUGCGAGCCCUCUCCUGGGGCGGCAUCCCCCCCCAUUGCCGCGCCACGGCCUGGCCGCUGCUGCUCGGGUACAUGCCGCCGAACAGGGCCUUCCGCGCCGCCGCGCUCAGCCGGCGGCGGAGGGAGUACCUCGAGUCGGUGCCGCAGCAUUUUGAGGUGUCGGACGCGGAACGGUCCGAGUACGAGAAGAAGACGCUGCACCAGAUCCUGAUCGAUGUGCCGCGCACGUCUACCAGCUCUCCCAUCUUCCAGUCGCCUCUCGUGCAGCGCGCCCUCGAGCGGGUUCUCUACAUCUGGGCGCUGCGCCACCCUGCGAGCGGGUACGUGCAGGGCGUCAACGACGUGGCGACCCCCUUCUUCCUCGUCUUGCUUGCCGACGGCUUGCCGCGCGGAUCGGCGCACACGGCGGAGGACGUCGACGAGGUGCACCGGAGGCAGCCGUACCUGCUCGCUCAGGCGGAGGCGGACGCGUUUUGGUGCCUGAGCCGCCUGCUAGAUUCGGUGCACGACAACUACACCUUCGCGCAGCCAGGCAUCCAGCGAAUGGUCUUCAAGCUCAAAGAGCUGGUCGCCCGCAUCGACGCCAAGCUGCACGCGCAUCUGCUCGACGAGAACCUGCAGUUCAUCCAGUUCGCCUUCCGCUGGAUGAACUGCCUGCUGCUCCGCGAGUUCUCGCUCGACUUGAUCCUGCGGCUGUGGGACACGUACCUGGCCGAGUACGGCGGCUCCGAGGACGUGAGCGACAUGUCACUCGUCGAGACGUCCGACAUCGGCGAGGGCUUCGCCCCGCUCCACGUCUACGUGUGCGCGUCCUUGCUCACGCACUGGUCCAAGCAGCUGCUGGCGAUGGACUUUUCCGAGCUCGUCAUGUUUCUGCAAAACCUGCCCACGUCCGGCUGGUGCGAGACCGACAUGGCCGAGCUCAUCUCGCAGGCGUAUGUCUACAAGUCGCUCUACCACCACGCACCGGGCCACCUCCUCCAGUGA
Molecule: messenger RNA, 1557 nt
Organism: Emiliania huxleyi CCMP1516
Lineage: Eukaryota; Haptophyta; Isochrysidales; Noelaerhabdaceae
Exons: 11
Coding region: 1-1557 (518 amino acids)
Biological process (GO): activation of GTPase activity
Molecular function (GO): GTPase activator activity
Source: RefSeq, a predicted model, not a curated record